AUGGUCAAUCGUCAACGAAAGUUGCUUCGAACUCGGACGUCUACGACCCGUGUGAUCGUGUCCACUGAAUUAGCGAACAAGGGUCUUUUUGGUGAUGUGCUGCAGGCACGCUCUGAAAACGUGACGGUGUCAGUGAAUAAAAAGGAGAAGAUUAGCUGUGUCUUGACUUUUCGCGAGCGAGAGAUAAUCGACGAAGAUGAUGAGGCAGAUGAAGGCACAGCGGCCAUCAACUACGAGGAGAAUACCCCCAUGAAGCAGAGACUCCCGGGAAGGUUGACAUCGCAAGGCAACGCACCGCUCACACGAACGCUGGACCCAUUUCUCGGCCCACCACUCUCCAGCAUGAUCCACUCGACCAGCGAAGCGUUGUACUCCUUAGGCAUCAGAUUCCACUUCAAAGUCGGUCGCCGUCCUGUACCAGCACUAUUCGACUCCUUCGAAUGGUUCUCUUUAUAUUGCAGGGAGCCCAUCGCCUUCCACGGCUUCAAUAUAGCCGCUGCAAUGUACCACGACAUAUCCUCGAAGACGGUACUCUGGUCGAGUUGCACCGAAGUUGUCGCUCAUCGAGGAUCACUGAUAGGCCUGAUGAGAAGUUUGAUCGAGGACCUGGACGAUGCACGGGUAGAGCUUGCCAUGUGGGGAAUCAUGACCCUCGUUAUAACGACCCUGCAAUCUAGCAAAAGAAACUCAUGCAUGGAUCAAGGCCUGCUUCUCUUGCCUCACAUGCCCGCGUAUAGCUUCGACAACGUCUUUGGACGAACCCCAAUCGGACCCGAGCCAGUCAAAGCGCUGGCACAGCUCGUCCAUCGUAGAGGCGGAUUAUCAGGGAUCCGACUCCCAGGGCUCGCGUUAUGCUCUACUCGCGUCGACGUGCGACGGGCCAGCCAAGCCGGCACGAAACCCUUCCUGCCUUGUCUCGGCAUUCUACACGAUGAUGUCCUCCUCGCUUGCAUCGAAGUCCAAACGCAGACGCAACCUGGGCGAGGCUUCUCGACGUUUAUUCCAGGUGGCCUCCCGACGGAUCUUCACGAAACGCUCAUAUUUCUCUGCAGCAUCGACGUGCUUAUGAGUCGGCAUUACGAGCCGGAAGUUUUUCCUAGCUACGACGAAGUCCAUCUCGUCCACGCUCGGGACCUAGCGCAUCACAGGAUCCUCUCGGUCGAGCCUUGGGAACCAGUGGCCGUCGAGGAGCGAGGUGCUUGUUCGCGGAAGAUAUGCGAAUGCUGUCGCCUGACGGCUCGGCUCUACUCAACGGCGGUGCUUUGGGGUAUGCCGACCGAUACAGGAUGGCAUCAUAGAAUCGUGCAGGAGGUGGAGAGGAUACUCGAGCAGUCGGACUUUCGCUGUUGGCCGCAUACGGAGUGGGAGGUUUUGUUGUGGGUUUUGGUUGUUAAUGGGAUUGCGGCUUGUGGGUCGAAGAGGAGGGGGUUCUUUGAGAGCGGGUUGGAUGUUGUGAUGAAGAGGGCGGGAGUUACUUCGCUCAGGCAUUUGAAGGAGGUCGUGGGGGCUUUUUUGUGGUCUGAGAAUGCUUGUGGUGGGGGGAUUGCGAGGUUGUGGGAUGCUGUGAAGAGCAACGAAUUUGUUAGAUGCUGA
This is a messenger RNA of Zasmidium cellare ATCC 36951, 1593 nucleotides long. RefSeq lists its product as uncharacterized. The transcript has 3 exons. The record is from RefSeq and is a predicted model, not a curated record. Lineage: Eukaryota; Fungi; Ascomycota; Dothideomycetes; Mycosphaerellales; Mycosphaerellaceae. Bases 1 to 1593 code for a protein of 530 amino acids.